CUCUCUCUCUCUCUCUCUCUCUCUCUCUCUCUCUCUCUCUCUCGUAUAAUAGGUUUGAGGCUGUUGAAGCACAUUGUGUUCGUAUUGAUUUUCUCUAUCCAGAAGUUUUUUCUUUCCCCGGGAAGAGUUGUGUUAGGUUUUGGGUUUGGUUUGGUUGAUUCGAGAAAAUUGAGGAUUGAGCAAUGGCUCAAGCUGUAGAAGAAUGGUAUAAACAGAUGCCAAUAAUCACUCGUUCGUAUCUCACUGCUGCAAUUGUCACCUCCAUUGGUUGCUCCCUUGAGAUUAUUUCACCGUAUAACUUGUACUUGAACCCAAUGCUGGUGGUUAAGCAUUACCAGUUCUGGCGACUUGUCACCAAUUUCUUCUACUUCCGGAAAAUGGACUUGGACUUUCUGUUCCACAUGUUCUUUCUUGGCCGGUACUGCAAGCUUCUUGAAGAGAAUUCUUUCAGGGGAAGGACUGCAGAUUUCUUUUGCAUGCUUUUAUUCGGUGCCACUGUUUUAACUGGGGUUGUUCUCAUCGGAGGGAUGAUACCUUAUGUGUCGGAGUCAUUCGCAAAGAUUGUAUUCCUUAGCAAUUCGCUGACAUUUAUGAUGGUCUAUGUGUGGAGCAAGCGAAAUCCAUUUAUCCAUAUGAGUUUCUUAGGCCUCUUUACAUUCACAGCAGCUUACCUUCCUUGGGUUCUGCUGGGAUUCUCUGUCAUUGUUGGCGCUAGUGCUUGGGUUGAUCUACUGGGAAUGAUAGCUGGCCAUGCAUACUAUUUUCUUGAAGACGUGUAUCCGCAAAUGACUGGCCGUCGACCCCUAAGAACUCCGUCAUUUAUCAAAGCAUUGUUUGCCGAUGAGCCUGUUGUUGUGGCACGCCCUGGAAAUGUGAGAUUUGCACCUCCUCCCGUAGAGGUUCAACAACAAAAUUGAUGACAUUUUUAGAUAGACUAGACUAAUGGGACGUGGCCUUUGCUUAUUUUACAAGUAGAAUAAAUUGGGGACCAAUUGAAAUAUGAUUUUUUUUUUGGGGAAAGUAAUUGAAAAUAUAUUCAGUUAUGAAUCCAUCUGAGUUGCAUGCUAGUUCUAGCCAUUUUGCAUUCGUU
Messenger RNA from Ilex paraguariensis (yerba mate), 1090 nucleotides. The record is from the annotation of a GenBank genome assembly. Lineage: Eukaryota; Viridiplantae; Streptophyta; Magnoliopsida; Aquifoliales; Aquifoliaceae.